Molecule: messenger RNA, 1800 nt
Organism: Coprinopsis cinerea okayama7#130
Lineage: Eukaryota; Fungi; Basidiomycota; Agaricomycetes; Agaricales; Psathyrellaceae
Product: metalloprotease
Exons: 11
Coding region: 1-1800 (599 amino acids)
Molecular function (GO): metalloendopeptidase activity; zinc ion binding
Source: RefSeq, a predicted model, not a curated record
AUGUUGCCCCGUAUGCAGACCCUCCUGUCCACCAUCCUCAUUGCGAUCGCGUGCGUCGCCCCCGUCGCUCAAGCUGCACCCUCGGCAGAUGCUGGCUUCGAUCUUUCCACCCGCAACGUCUACAGAGUCGGAAAGCGUGGCCUGGAAAUCGAAGCUUUCUACCCCGCUUCAGAAUUCGAGACCUUUGGCGAAGGUCUUGAGCUUCCUUCCCAUCUCCAACGCCGAGCACCCCAGACCUUGGACGACGAAGCGGUUGAAUUCGUUGCUGAUAGGUUGAAGGUCGACCGCGGUUCCAUUCGCUACAGGAGCGGUUACACUGCCGGCAAGUUGAGGCAUGCUUACGUUCGACAGUCGCAUGACGGUAUUCCCUUCGCCAACGCAGUCGCCAACGUCGCCUUCAAGGACAACAAGGUCGUUUCUUUCGGCACUUCGUUCGUCAAACCACGACGGUUCGCAUCUUCCACUCCUACCAUCAACGUCCAGGACUACCUCCCUGCUGUUGAGGAGAUUUUGGACGGAAAGUACAACGAUCAUCCCACGCGCUUGGAGUACCUCGCUCGCCCUGACGGCACGGCUUCCCUCGUUUACGCGGCUCAGAUCGAGAACGUAGAAGACAACAAGUGGUAUGAAGCUUACAUUGACGCGCACAACGGAGAGCUUCUCUCUGUUGUGGACUUCACUGCCGAUGCUACUUAUCGCGCCUUGCCCAUCACCAAGCAAGCCUACCCCGAUGGUCUCGAACUCAUCGUCGACCCUCAAGACUCUUUGGCCUCACCCUCGGGCUGGCACGCAAGCGGCUCCACCCUGAACACCUCUGGCAACAACGUCAUCUCAUUCAAGGGCAGCCAGUCGAGUCUCACCUCCCAGUCAUCCGCCAACACCUUCAACUACUCCUACAACGACGCCCAGUCCCCCAGCGUGCAGUCCAACGUCGAUGCGGCCCGCGUCAAUGCUUUCUACGUCCUCAACGUCGUCCACGACUUCACCUACCGAUAUGGCUUCACUGAGGCUGCGUUCAACUUCCAGAACGACAACUUUGGAAAGGGUGGACGAGGGAACGAUCGAGUGACUGUUAGUGUUCAGGAUAGCUCUGGUACGAACAACGCCAACUUUGCUACGCCUCCUGACGGUCAAUCUGGACGAUGCCGAAUGUACAUCUGGACUCGUACCACUCCAAACCGAGACGGUUCCCUCCAGAACGAUAUCUUGGUCCACGAAGUCGGCCACGGUAUUACGAACCGAAUGACUGGCGGUGGAAGUGGUAGCUGCUUGCAAACUACCGAAUCUCGUGGUCUCGGAGAGGGCUGGUCUGAUGCUUUGGCGAUGUGGACUCAGCAGAAGGACGGUGUUGUCCGCGACUACGUGUUGGGAGACUACGUCUACAACAACCCAGGUGGUAUCCGAACGCGACCAUACUCCACCAGCUCGACUACCAACCCUCAGACCUAUGCCAGCGCUCGUGGUCAGACUUCCGUCCACCGUAUCGGUGAGGUCUGGGCCAACAUGCUCCACAACGUGUAUGCUGCACUUGUGGCGGAACAUGGCUGGUCUGCUACUGCCAGGACCAACCCCAACGGAACGGAGGGUAACGUCGUCUGGAUGCACCUCUUCAUCGACUCGUUGGCUCUGCAACCUUGCAACCCCACAUUCGUCGCUGCUCGAAACGCCUGGAUUCAAGCUGACGCUAACCGAUACGGUGGCCGCAACCGAUGCUUGCUCUGGCGUGUAUUCGCUAGCAAGGGUCUUGGCGUCAACGCUUCUGGAUACACUGAUAACACCGCUGUUCCGGCUGGAUGCUAA